AUGGAAAUGUUAUUUAUCUUCAUUAUGGUAGCAGAUACGUGGGUGUGCAAAACAGCCAAACAUUGUGAGUUUUCCUGCGGGUGGUGGAGCCCGUUUCCAUCAGAACCGCCCAGAGGCCGGCGCCGCCUUCCAGGGGUGGCGGAACAGCAGGAAGCGUUUUCGGAUCCUGGAAAACGUGGGCGGCCCGUGGGAGGGGCUGAGGCGCAGUUCCCUACUCACCCGGAUCCGAAUCCACCGCGGUGCUGUUUCAAGAGAGCCCGAUUCCAGAUCGCGCUCCACCCCGGACUCGGAAUUCCUGUCCCGCGGGUCUGCAUUUUCACAGCGGCAGACCAGGGCGGGGUGACGGGUGAUCCCAGUCCUCGCGGUGAACUCCGGGCCGACUUGAAAACGCGCGCGGGCGCCCAGUGCAGCCCCCUCCUGAGUUACACAAGCAACAAGCGACCGCUCUGGGCCGUUUCUCUUUCUUUUCCGGACCCAGCAGUGGCGCCUAAAGUCUGCGAGGGGAAAAUCGCUUGUGUGCUGCCUCGAGGCCAACACACGUCACCGCGUCCGCCUGGGGCAGGUCAAGGAAGGGACGCGAGGCGGAGAUGUCAUGGGAUUCUGCGGCGGAGCCCGUUUCCAUCAGAACGGCCCAGAGGCGGGCGCUGCUUCCCUGGGGUGACGGAGCAGCUGGAAGCGUUUUCGGAUCCUGGAAUCCGUGGGCGGCCCGUGGGAGAGGCUGAGGCGCAUUUCCCUACUCACCUGGCUCUGAAUCCACCGCUGUGCUGUUUCAAGCGAGUCAGAUUCCAGAUUGCGCUCCAGCCUGGGCUCGGAAUUCCUGCCCCGCGGGUCUGCAUUUUCACAGCGGCAAGUGUGAGUGCUCCGCAGCUGGAGACCGGAAGCCUGAAGGCAGCUCCGCCCUCCCCAGCCCACAGCGCCGUUAUUCCGUUUCUAUAUCAGUAAACACUUGUCAUUUUCCGUAGACCAGGGCGGGGUGACGGGUGAUCCCAGUCCUCGCAGUGAAAUCCGGGCCGCAGACUUGAAAACGCACGCGGGCGCCCAGCGCAGCCGCAUCCUGAGUUACACACGCGACCGCGCCGGGCCGUUUCUCUUUCUUUUCCUGACCCAGAAGUGGCGCCUAAAGUCCGCGAGAAGAAAAUCUCCUGUGUGCUGGGAGAAAACCCACUAAGCCCCGUAGGGCUGGACCGUACAGCCAAGGACAAUGGAGCAGCAAAGAUGACCCAGCUGAGCAGUGACCACAUAAAGCGCAUGGUGGCCUGAGCACCCACUGGGCACAGCCCCAUCUACUCUCCUCUCCUGCAACAAAUCAGCAUAAGAAACACGUGGACUCUGGAAGGAUCUCAUGUCUUCGAUUUAUUUUGUCUCUCAAAUUUUAGGAAUCUUCUCCUUUAAUUAACCCAUCAACCUCUCAUGGCAAGAAUUUGAAAAGCAGCAACCACAGCUCCAGUGACUAAAACUCCAAGGAGAACCAGGCCAGCAACGAUGCCCAUGAUGGGGAUGGUGGGCUGAGAAGACUGCUCUGGGAAAAAAGGGGAAGAAGGCACCACCACAGCUGCCCACUUCUAGAAGAUUCCAUCCCCUGCAGGCCUGGUCUCUACAAGCUCCAUGUCCUGAGUCUGGUCCUCUCCAUCCCGCUGCCAGGUCAGUGUGAUCUCCGCAGGGUAGAAGCCCAGGGCCCUGCACCUCAGGGUGGCCUUAUAGUCAGAGAUGGAAUGGUGGGUCAUAUGUGUCUUGGGGCGGGGGUGUGUAACGGGAAGAGUCAGAAAAUUCAGGCACUUUGCAUCUCUCAUGAGACACUCCAGCAGCACACAUGUGGCCAUCUUGAGAAUGGACAGGACUCCUGGGGUGGGGAAGGGAUCACAGAACCCAGACACCAGCCUGGACACAGGCACCUGGGAUAAUCUCCUAUCCGUGGAAAAAUCUAGUCCCUGAGGAGGGAACAGCGACUUCUGGUCCUGACCUGAGCGGAGGCUGAGGGACUCAGAAGAGCUGGACUCAGACCCCCACGCACACUGAGUGUGAAGCAGAGAACAAGGCCUGAGAGGAAAAGUCACGGGCCCAAGGCUGCUGCCAGUGUCAAAGGGAACCACUCAUCAGUAUUCCAGGGAUUGUCUUCCCUUCAUUUCCUCAGAGAUUUCAUCCCUUAAUUGUAUCAGAGAGCAGGGCGGACCCUCAGGGUUACUCUCUUGUACAGGAUCUGGAAACCCAGGAGGAUUCCUCUCCCUCAGGACCAGAGGGAGGACGACAUUCUAGUGUUGGUCCCAUUUUCCUUCACUCCUUGUGGGAGGCCAGCCCAGGAGAUCUACAGGCGAUCAGGGAGGCGUCCUGUGGUCCCUGGUACCCGCGCGCUGCAGCGUCUCCUUCCCGUUCUCCAGGUGUCUGUGGGCCUCUCCACGCACGUGCCCUCCAGGUAGGCCCUGAUCUGCUCUGCAAAUUCUUUUGCCUCCCACUUGCGCUUGGUGAUCUGAGCCGCCAUGUCCGCCGCGGUCCAGGAGCGCAGGUCCUAGUUGCGGGCUACGUAAUCCUUGCCAUCGUAGGCGUGCUGUUCAUACCCGCAGAGGAGGCGCCCUUCCAGCCCCAAGUCGCAGCCCUGCAUUAUCUGGAGGUUGUUAGACCCUGGCCCCGCCCCCGCGGCCAGCCCCGCCCACCGAGCCCCGCCCCCGCCCCGACCAACCCGCGGGGAUUUUGGCCUAAACUGAAAAUGAAACCGGAUAAAGGCGCCUGGAGCUCUCCCUGGUCGAGGAUCUGGGCGGGUCCCGCAGCCUCGGGGUGGACCUCGGAGCCGGAGACUCGGGGGGUCCCAGGCCGUCCGUGGGGGACGAGGAGGGGUCGUGACCUUCGCCCCGGGCCGUGACCUUCGCCCCGGGCCGGGGUCACUCACCGGCCUAGCUCUGGUUGUAGUAGUGAGGCGGCAUCCGCAGGUUCACUCUGUCAGUCUGUGCGUGGGCCUUGAUGUCCCAUGUGCUCCGGUCCCAAUACUCCGGCCCCUCCUGCACCACCCACGGCGCCUGCGGCUCCAUCCUCGGACUCGCCGCGUCGCUGUCUAACCGCACGAACUGCGUGUCGUCCACUUAGCCCACUGCGAUGUACCGGGGCUCCCCGCGACCCGGCCGGGAAACGGCAGUGCUGAAAUACCUCAUGGAGUGGGAACCUGGGGGCGAGGAGGGGCUGAGACCAGCCCGACCCUCCUCCUUGCACGGCUCCCUGGUUCCUGCGCUCCCGUGCGCAGGCCCCUAGCUCCACCCCGCAGAGGCCAUUUCCCUCCGGAUCCCGCACUCACCCGCCCAGGUCUCGGUCAGGGCCGGGGCCCCCAAGAGCGGCAGGAGGAGGGUUCGGGACGCCACGACCCCAUCCUCGGCGUCUGGGGAGAAUCUGAGUCCCAGUGGGUUCGCGGCGACUUCUGGAACAGGGACCCCAGCGACGCUGAUUGGCUUCUCCAGAAACCCGACACCAAAUGGGAGUGAGAACUGAGUCCACAUCCUGAGUAUCCAGGAAGAAGGACCCUACAUAGGUUGGGAGAAGGAGAAGAGAAACUCUGUGGAGAUGGGGAAUCCCCAACCCUGGGCCUUCCCAAUCAAUACACCGCCUUUGGAGCCUGAGACCCUGAGAGCCACGCCUGGGGUCAUGGGACUUCGCCCUGACCCCGCUCCUCCUGUGCCAAACGCUCUGUCUCAAUGUCUCCCUGAGUCUUAGCCCAAGAGCUGUCUGAGAAACGAGAAAGAAACCCUCGUCAUGGGCCCCGUCCCUCUUCACUUUUCAUCCCGGAAUCCCCGUCCCAGAACUGGACUCCCUGCCUCCCACUCCUUACCUGUUCCCCUGAACUCUUCUAGAAGAAAACUCACCCCAGGGAGCUUGGUGCCAGAGAGGGAACUCACCCUGGGAAUGGAGGUGUAGAGACAGGUUUUUUUUUUUUUUCUUUAAAUCUGGAAAAGUUGUGCCUGAGUACAUGAGAUACAAUAGAGACAAGUUUGCUUUUUGUUUAUUAACUACAGUGGAUAGCAGAAUCUUGGCAACCCCUGAAUGAUCAGGAAUCUAAUCGGUAAAAAAUGUGACUUUGGCCCCUUGAUAUAUAAAUGUGUCUGAAAGCCUUACAACAGGACUCACAAAGCUACUAAGUUUCACUUUCGCGACAAUAUAUCUGUGACUCCCGCUUGUUGUAUUUUACAUUUACCUUCAUUCCACAGCUCUGAGUUACUGGGUGAGUCCAAGACAUCUCCUCAAUACAAAGUAGCAAACUGUGUUACUAUAUGUUGCAACCAGGAGAUAAUACAGACUUUAUUCACCUCA
Gorilla gorilla gorilla (western lowland gorilla) is the source of this 4287-nucleotide messenger RNA. RefSeq lists its product as uncharacterized. Bases 1 to 942 code for a protein of 313 amino acids. Lineage: Eukaryota; Metazoa; Chordata; Mammalia; Primates; Hominidae. The transcript is spliced from 8 exons. The record is from RefSeq and is a predicted model, not a curated record.